Magallana angulata is the source of this 2416-nucleotide messenger RNA. RefSeq names its product BMP and activin membrane-bound inhibitor homolog. Lineage: Eukaryota; Metazoa; Mollusca; Bivalvia; Ostreida; Ostreidae. The transcript has 3 exons. The coding region runs from base 314 to 1183 and encodes 289 amino acids. The record is from RefSeq and is a predicted model, not a curated record.
GGAUCGACUGACAGGCCAAAAGCCGUGUAGACGGCCCAGAGAAACGGCCAUGUAGAAAAUUUCACCGUGUCUCCUUUUUUAUACUCAGAUAAAAAUCAUGUCAUAACAGAAGACCGUUUUUUAAGUGAUGGAAAAGUAACAUGGCGACAUCAGUUCCGAAGAGAGAGGCAAUGCAGAGGCGGUAGCAGUGAUGGCAGCCGAGUGAUCGCGAAAACCCGCGUGCUGUUCACCGAUGUCCAUGUGUGUGCUGGAUAUAUUAUUGUGUUCAUAUAAACAUUGAAUAUUGAGUUUGUUUUUGUGGAGGAUACAGAAGAUGUAUUUCACAGGGUCGACGUUUUCUUCCACGCUUAUUGUCGCUGUCUUCGCACUGUCGAUCAAUAACAUUCACGGGGAGAUACGAUGUCGAUGUAACGAGCCAGAAUGCGUCAGUUCCGGUACACAGAUAUGUAAAUCGUCAAACAUCAAAAUGUGCUACGUCAUGAAGACGUUCGAUGAGGGGACCGGAACUCCCCGAUAUACGCAUGGCUGCAUGGACGCACUCGUCAAGAACGAGAAAUACAAGAAUAUCUGUGACACAGACAGUGAGACCAACAAACCUGCCGAGAACUUUGUCACGUACCGCCAUGAUCCUAUCGUGCAAUGCUGUAACAAGGAUCUGUGCAAUUAUAACAACAUUGUUAUGGCCGUCCCAACCAAUAGAUCGCUGGCCAAAGCAGACCCCGUGAGCCCAGGGCCCCCGGAGUAUAUUUUCCCACAUUCCAUUCCAGAAGACACAAGAUCCGCCAACCAAGAUAAGGACCUGUGGUUCAAGGCUGCAGUGAUAGCCGUCCCCAUAGCGGGGGGAUUCAUCCUAGUAUUAUUAGUGUUGCUGGCCGUGCGCAUGCUCAGAGCAGACACGCGACGCCACAGACAAUUUAUAGAGUUUCGGCGAGAGAGAACUAGUUUAACCAAAGCGCAUCUCUACGUCACUGACCAUUUUAGUGAAAAAGUGGGGCGGACUUCGCCGUUUUUUGGCGGAAUGCAUAAUCCACUGUGUAAGGACACCCUAGUGAAUAAUGCUCGAAUGAAAAAGGACGGAAAACUUUACGAAAAAGUCAACACAAAACCGGAAGUUCACCGUGCGCAGACGCCGAUCAUAAUAUGGGGUAAACCCUCUCACAGAGACUUCGCUACUGUCGUGUAGCAAAAUACCCCAAGGUCAUACCUUCCCCUGUGUUUGUCUUUCUGUACAAGAUGUCGCCCGUCGACAACGGGAAACCACUAUUGUGCCUUCUUGGAUUUUGAUUUCCGCUUCCGUUUUUGGUGGCAAUUGUAUUGAAAGUGACUUUAUGGGGGGAAAAGUCUCGUGAACAUUCAGACACAUGCGCUUGGGAGUGCAGUGUCUGGGUGAGUGCUAUAUGUCUAUUGUUAUUAUUUUUAUUCUAUUAUGAAUAUUGGUCUAACUUUCAGCCAUGUAAUGGCGUGUUAACAAAAAGUCCAUCCGAAUUUUCACUUGUACUUCCACACGCUUGACUUGAGGCGCUAUUACUAACCUUAAAAUAUAACAUAUCCAUUUGAAACAUUAAAUUGAACAAUUUUCAAGCAAUUAAAUGUCGUAAUAAAAACUUUAUGGCAACAGAACAACAUCUUUGGCUCGCUAAUGCACCGGUAACAUCGGUAAUGGAUUUUAUACAAACGUUUAUCUUGAUGAAAAUAGGAUGGACUCUAAAAUGCAGUGAUGCGUGGAAAAAAAGAUGUUCGUUGGAGCGAGGCAGAUUGAGCACCACGUGCCAUUUUCAUUCAUUUUUGACAAAUGUGUCUUUCACAUGUAUUUUACCCCAUCUGUCAUUGUAUGAAUGUGUAUGAAUUGUACGGAUGUUAAUGCGGUGGGCGAAUUCUUCUUCUUCUCCCUCAAAAUAUACUUUGUAAUAUUGCAUUCUUUCUCUAGUUUUAGAUUUUUUUUCAGUGGGCUGUAAUUUUUUUAUAUUUUGUACCAGUCAAUUUUCUCCAAUUUAUGUUAGGUCUAGAUGUUGGUUGUUUUCCGGGGUUUUGUUGCCAGUUUAAUUGGUUUAGAAGCGCUAUGAAGUCUCGUGCAGAUUUUUGGCGUAUAAUGUCUUAAACUUUGUCUGAUUGAAAAAUUUUUAAAUGAAAAAAAAGAUAUGACGUUAAUCAACUUAAUAAUUUCCGCUAAGUAUUGUGUUUAGAUUAUUUAAAGAAAUGAAUAAAAGGACGGAAAAAGAAAGAAAGCAUGGAUGAAAGAUGAAAAAAAAUGCGCGGGUUGAUGAUUGAAAUGAAAGAGAAAAAAAGGAAUAUUGUGUAUAUGUAUGGAGUUUUUAUUGUUGAAUGUAUCUCACUUUCGUUGUUGACUACAAAAUAUGUAUAUUUAAAAUUCUUAUUUAUUUCAGUUCAGAAAAAAUUAAAAUUGUUGUUUUUUAAA